Molecule: messenger RNA, 1610 nt
Organism: Manacus vitellinus (golden-collared manakin)
Lineage: Eukaryota; Metazoa; Chordata; Aves; Passeriformes; Pipridae
Gene: DPAGT1
Product: dolichyl-phosphate N-acetylglucosaminephosphotransferase 1
Exons: 9
Biological process (GO): protein N-linked glycosylation; dolichol-linked oligosaccharide biosynthetic process
Cellular component (GO): membrane
Molecular function (GO): UDP-N-acetylglucosamine-dolichyl-phosphate N-acetylglucosaminephosphotransferase activity
Source: RefSeq, a predicted model, not a curated record
UCGCGGCGGCCCGUCCCCGAAGCACAGGGCGUCAUCAGCGGUGCCGUGUUCCUGAUCAUCCUCUUCUGCUUCAUCCCCGUGCCCUUCCUGAGGUGCUUUGUGGAGGAGCAGUGCGCGGCCUUUCCUCACGACGAGUUCGUGGAGCUCAUCGGUUCGCUCCUUGCCAUCUGCUGCAUGAUUUUCCUGGGCUUUGCAGAUGACGUUUUGAACCUGCGCUGGCGCCACAAGCUGCUUCUUCCUACCAUGGCUUCCCUCCCACUGCUCAUGGUUUACUUCACCAACUUUGGGAACACGACCAUUGUGGUGCCUAAGCCCUUCCGGGUGCUGCUGGGCAUGCACUUGGACCUGGGUAUCCUCUACUAUGUGUACAUGGGCAUGCUGGCAGUGUUCUGCACCAACGCCAUCAACAUUCUCGCUGGAAUUAACGGGAUUGAAGCAGGACAGUCACUGGUGAUAGCUGCUUCCAUUAUCGUAUUCAACAUUGUAGAGUUAAAUGGGGAUUAUCGAGAUGAUCACAUCUUUUCUCUCUACUUCAUGAUUCCCUUUUUUUUUACCACGCUGGGCCUAUUUUACCACAACUGGUACCCAUCUCGAGUGUUUGUUGGGGACACCUUCUGCUACUUUGCCGGCAUGACCUUUGCCGUGGUGGGGAUCUUGGGGCACUUCAGCAAAACCAUGCUGCUUUUCUUCAUCCCACAAGUGCUCAAUUUCCUCUACUCAUUGCCUCAACUCUUCCACAUCAUUCCUUGUCCCCGUCACCGGCUGCCAAGGCUUAACCCUACUACAGGAAAGUUGGAGAUGAGCUACUCCAAAUUCAAAACUAAGAGCCUCUCUGCCCUAGGAUCAAACAUUCUGAAGGUAGUCAAGAUCUUACAUGUAGUAGAUGUGAGGAGUGGAAUGGAUGAAGAUGGUGAAUACACUGAAUGCAAUAAUAUGACACUUAUUAACUUUGUCAUAAAGCUGAUUGGACCCACCCAGGAGCGAAAUCUCACUCUUCUAUUGCUACUCAUUCAGGUCCUGGGCAGCACCAUUGCAUUUUCCAUCCGGUACCAACUAGUGCGUUUGUUUUAUGAUGUCUGACUGGACCGUCAGGAGUAAGGGAAAGAGUUGUACCAGCCGGUCCAUUUUCUCCAGUUGCUGAUCAAAUGAUUCAACUGAUCUUACUCCAGCCCUCUGAGAACCUCAGAAUACCUGUCAAAACACAAGCAACUGCUCUAUGUGGGCUAGUCUUGAACCGUUUGUUUUGGGGUUUUUCGGUGCAUCAGAGGCUUUUGUCCAAUUCUGUUGAUGGAAAGGGUUCACUGCUACUUGGACAUCACUGUUACUGGGAAUACCUUUCAGAGGGAAAGCAAAUGACCCAAAUGUUUACUGACAGGGAAGUGGGAAAGAUGGAAUCUCUAUACAUCUAACAAGGAUGUUACUGUUCCUCAAGAGAGAAAACAGCAGCUUUAAAUUCUGUGAGAUGCUCUAGAGCACAAUAAGUAAACCAGAUUUCGCUCCUGGCUUUUCCAAUCCUUUGGUCCAUGGACAUAGAGUGACAUGUUAUAAACCAUGCUCAAAACUCAGAACGCUCCAAGAAUAAAAUAACUCAUGGUUCCCUUUCCCCUGCA